UGGGGAGGAAGUGCCGCUGCUGCUCGGGAAGUUUUACCUUCUGUCAGUAAAUGUGUUGAACUCAAGACAACAAAAACAAAAGAAAGGAAGCGAUAUCUUUAUAGCGUUGUAGUCGCACUCCGUCAUGGAGUUUGGGGAAGAGUCGUCGCCCGUUCUGGCUUUCGAGAAGGACGCGUUUGAGCUGACGGUGGAGGACGUGUACGACAUCUCAUACGUGAUCGGACGAGAUCUGCUGAAGAUAAGCAGCACAGGCGAGGAGGUGUCCGACCUGCAGUUCAGGAUAGUCCGCGUGUUGGAGAUGUUCGAGACUCUGGUAAACAAAUACAACUUGUCUCUGGAGGAGCUGAGGAUGGAGCGGGACAACUUGAGGAGUGAGCUGGACCGGAUCAUCCAGGAGAGCUCCUCCGGGCAGCAGGGCACGCAAACAGCGGGUCCAAACCAGCUGGUGGUGGACCUCACAGACCCCAACAGACCGCGCUUCACCAUGCAGGAGCUGAAGGAGGUGCUGCAGGAGAGGAACCAGCUCAAGGCUCAGCUCAUGGUGGCCCAGGAGGAGCUGCAGCUGUACAAGAGUGGGAUUCUGCCACAGGCUGAACCAGCCAUGGUGGAGGUGGAUCUGGGGACACAGACACCCACAGUGCAAAGCCCAGCCUUAAUAAAUGAUGCAAAAGAGGAGAAGACAACCAUAGGCAAACUGUUUUCAUUCAGGCGAAAAUAAGAAAAAACUCUCAGAAGAACUGACCAUGUAGAAGACUAAAGAGAUUUGUCGGUACACUUUUCUCAUCAUUAACCACUUUUAUAUUGAUUCUUUUUUUACCAUGCCUACUUGUCAAUCUAAUAAGCAUUGUAUUUUGUACUGGUUAUUUGAACCUUAAAUCGUUUAACAUAAUGGAUGUAGUAGAAAUAUAUAUAUAUAUAUAUAUAUCAUGUUGAAAGUUUGGUGAAGAUAUGAAAUGAAACUGGAAAGUAUUAUCCCAAUAGUGUUGGAGAUUAUGUUUAAUGCAUUUACUCGAAAUGAAGUAAUUGAUU
Molecule: messenger RNA, 1029 nt
Organism: Anoplopoma fimbria (sablefish)
Lineage: Eukaryota; Metazoa; Chordata; Actinopteri; Perciformes; Anoplopomatidae
Gene: rilpl2
Product: Rab interacting lysosomal protein-like 2
Exons: 4
Coding region: 125-718 (197 amino acids)
Biological process (GO): cilium assembly
Cellular component (GO): cytoplasm; ciliary basal body
Molecular function (GO): protein dimerization activity
Source: RefSeq, a predicted model, not a curated record